Messenger RNA from Paramecium octaurelia, 2907 nucleotides. The record is from the annotation of a GenBank genome assembly. NCBI's taxonomy places the organism in Eukaryota, Ciliophora, Oligohymenophorea, Peniculida, Parameciidae.
AUGAAACUCUACCAAGCCAAAUAGUUAAAUUUGGGUCUCAUGCUAAAACUAACUAUUUAAAGUUUAAUGAAUAAUUUACAAAUAGUGGGUUAUUUAAAAUAAAGACGACUGACAGCUUUUUUGAAUUAUAUUAAUAACAAUGAACUAUUUUACGUUUUUAUGUUAUAAAUGAAAUGAUUUAAUCGAUACAUAAAUCAAAAAUUAUUUUAAUGGGUUAAAGCCAAGCAAAAAGCAAUCAAAGUAGUAACAGUUUUAUUGUCAAUUGUAAGUCAUCGUUAGCAAGUAUGUUAUUAGUUACUAAUUAUAGAUUUCGAUAAGUUAGCUAGCCCAACUUAAAUUCACAAAUUAAACAAUAAUGCCCAAUUAGUUAAAGGUAUUAAUCGCAUUUUAUGGAAGCAUUUAACCUAUUGAGAAGUUAACAAUAUGAGAAAGCGAUAGAGUUAAUUGAUCGUAUUUUACUAAGAUCUCCAAAUAUGGCUGAGGCGUAGUACUUGAAAGGUACUAAUAGUAUUUAUAGAUUUUAGGUUUGGCUCAUCUGGGAUAAAAUAAUCUACAAAAGGCUUUGUAUUAUUGUCAAAAGGCAACUUAACUAGAUAAACAACAUUCGAAGGCCAUGGCCGAAAUUGGUAUAUAAAAUUGUAUAUGUUAGGGAAUAUAUACAUAUUGAACAAAAAGUAUUAAGAGGCUCUUAAUGUGUUUACUAAAUUAGUGGAAAUGAAUGAAAGAUCAUUUGAGGGGUAUUUUGGAAUGGCUUUUGUAUUAACGAGGCUAAACAACUUCGAGAAAGCACAAGGCUAUUACGAAAAAGCUCUGGAAUUAAAAUAAAAUGACAAAGGAGUACUAUUAAAUUACGGUAUUUGAUGUGUCGAAAUUAGGUCAUUUGAAAGUAAAACAAUAAAAAUACGACUAAGCUUUAGAGUUGUACCAACAGGCAUUAAAAUAAGAUCCUGUAUAUCUUGAAGCCAUUCAAUCUAUAUGCAAUUUGUUCAUGAUUUAAAAAAAAUAUGAAAACUUACAUGAGUUUUGUGAUCAAUAAUUAGAACAAUAAAUUCCAUAAAUUAAGAUUGUAAUAUUAAAUUGCAAAAGUAAAAUUUUUUUUAAUUUAUUUAUAGGUCAAGCCUAUUUUUCUUAGAAGUUGUUUGAUAGGUCAAUUAUUUUAUGUAAUGAAGUAUUAUUACUGGACUUCAAGAAUUUUGAAGGUUUAUUUGGAAUAGCAAUGAGUCUAUUCAAUUUAAACUAAUUAAACCAAUCUUUAGAAUAUUUUGAGAAGAUUCACUCUUAUUACCCAAAGGAAAUAAGAUCUUUUAAAAUGAUAAUUAAAAUUCAGAGCACUCUCUAACAAUAUUCCUAAUUAAGAGAAUAUUGUGAUUAAUUACUAACAAUUGAUCCUAAUGAUUAUUCAACCUACUUUUUUAGAGGACUUGCGUUUAUGCAAUAAUAAAAUUACUAAGCAGCUUUAGAUGACUUUAACAAAGUAAUUGUUUACGAUUAAACUAAUUUCAUGGCAAUAAAGCAUAAAGGUAUAUUUUAUUAUAAAUCUUAGGAUUUUGUUUAAGCAUGUUAAAAUUGUUUAACCAAGCAAUAUAAUGCUAUGAUUAGAUCAUUAAAUACAUUUUAGACCCAAAAUAGAAAUCGAUGUUAUUGUUUGAAAAAGGUAUUUAUCAUUUUGAAAUAAUAGGGUUUUGCCAUUUGAAACUACGUUAAAAUUUAUCCGCUAAACAGAAUUUUGAAGAAGCCAUGGAGAUAGAUUCUAAUAAUUAAGAAUUAAAACUUAGAAUUGCUAACGAAGCCAGAGAUAAUAAAAAUUAUGAAUAUGCAAAUAAAUUGUAUAAUCAACUGAUAACUGAAGAUGGAAAGAUCCCUUUAUAUUACAUAGAAAAGGCUUAAAUGUGUGAACAAAUCAAAGAUUAUGCAAGUGCAAAGAUAUUAUAUGACGAGCUUAUAACUUUGAAUAAUCAAAAUUGUGAAUUUUAUCUUAAAAGAUGUAAUUAUAAAUUUAAAUCUGUAGCAAAAAUUAGAAUUUAACUCAAGCAAUACAAUGAAGCAAUACAAGACCUCUAAUAAGGCUUGAAAUUGGAUGACUAAUAAUCAGAGAUAUAUUUUGAACUUGGACAAUUACUGUAUUUUUAAUAAGAUUUCAAAGAAGCAGCUGAAAUGUUUUAUAAAGCUUGCACUUUAAAUGAGAACAUUGAAAAAUAUCAUAUACGAUAUUCGAUUGCUAUGUAAAUGAAAUAGGCUGAUGAUGAAGCAAUAUAACAUUUAAAAUGUGUAAUUUAAAAACAUCCAGAUUUCGAAGACUGCAUAGAUGUUUUAGAGAGUAUGCAAUAAAAAUCAUGCUAUACUAAGGAAUAUGUAUAAGUUUUUUCUUAUAUCUUUGUUUCCGUUCUUUAGGAAGGCAUUCUUAUUAAUAAUCUAAAUAAAGAGGAAGUUAAUGAAUAAAUAAGAGAAUAAAUGGAGAAAUUGUUGAAAUCAACAUAUCCUAAAAAUACUACUACUUUUGAUACACUAUUCGAAUUGAUGAGUAAUUAAGAAAAUCUCAAGAUCAUUCAUAAUUAAAAUGAUUUAAAACAAGUCUUAAACAAUCUAAAUAAAGAUAAUUUUAGUAGCGUAGAAUAGUUUGUAAAAUGUGUUAUUGAAGUUUCUAAAAGAAUGGCUUCAAUAUGGACAAGCAAUAGUAAGAAAGUAAGUGGAUUAAAUAAUAAAUAAUUUGAAAGAGAAGCGAUGAAACUAAGAAUAGAGCAUCCAUUUAGUAAAUUCUAACAAAAAAUUGUUUGUGCAGCAAUUAGAGAUUGUUUAGGAUUGCUCUAAAUAAUUAUUAUCAAUUCGAAUGGAAAUUAGUCUAAUUUAAAAAACACGAUUGAAAAAUUACUUGCAGAAGGUAGUUUAAUGAACCUUGACAAGAAUUGA